Rotaria sp. Silwood2 is the source of this 1962-nucleotide messenger RNA. NCBI's taxonomy places the organism in Eukaryota, Metazoa, Rotifera, Eurotatoria, Philodinida, Philodinidae. The record is from the annotation of a GenBank genome assembly.
AUGGACAUUAUCAAUAAUAAAGGCUAUGAUGAUAUUGUAUUUUCUAACCAAGAACAAAUCUAUGAUUUUUGUGAAAUACUCCGAAAUAGUUCAAAUGGCUCAAUCGAACAAUUUCAAGCAAUUCUUGAAGUAUUUGUUUGUGAUAUUCUUAAAUAUCGUAAAGAAACAAAACGAUUAGAAGAUUCAUUUAAACGUGAAAAAGAAACAAAUGAAAAAUAUUUAAGACGUAUUGAAGAAGAUCAAGAACGAGAUAUGCAUGAAUUAGAAGAGAAAAUUCGAAAAGAAGAACGGCAAAAAUUUGAAAUUGAACGUGAAUUAAUUCAACAACGUACAACAAAAGAAAUCAAUGAUUUACAAUCAAAUAUUCAACGAUUACGAACUAUUGAACAACUUUAUAUUAACCGUAAAAGUGAAGAAGAUUCUUUAAUAAUUCCAUUACGUGAAGAAAUAGCAAAAUUAAUAGAAGAAAAUCAAACAUUUAACGCAUCUUUGAAUGAAGCUUUAACAACUAAUGCUAUAUUACAAAGUGAUUUACAGUCAUUUAGAACUCAAUUAAGUGAAAGACAAACAAUGCUUUUACAAGAAAAACAAUCAUCAUCAAGUAAUUAUCGAGAAAAAGAAUCACUACAAAUAAAUGUCCGUCAUCUGGUAGAAGUUAAUAAACAGCUUCGUGAUGAAAAUGAUUCAUUACGUGCAAUGAUUGAAGCAAAUAAAUCAAAUACUACUCCUGCACAUCUUACUCUGUCACCAAGAAGAUUAUUUUCUACAACAGGUUCAACUCUGGGCUCUUAUUGGAAUGAUUCAAAACUAGGAAGGUGUCCAUCACCAUCCUAUGUAACGAUCACAAAUCAAUCUAAAUUCGAUUCAUUUGAUCUUGAAUCAGCUGAUGAUAAAGGUAUACUUAUCAAUAGAUCUCUAUCUAUUAAAAAACGAGAUAUUAACAAUUCAUCAAAACCAGUAGUACCAUUAGCACCAGCUUCCAUUAUUUGCAAUACUACGGAUGAAAAAAAUACUAUGAAUGAUAGUGGAUUGUCAUUGACAACAGUCCGAGAUGCAACUGAACUUGAAUCCGAUCAUGAAUCAAACCCGAACCAACAAACCCCAACAACGAAUUUAAAACAAUAUCGACCAUUAAUUACUAAACCAAAUAAGGCUGAUACAGAUUCAGAUGAUGUUUUUGUUGAGGUUUCAUUUGAUCGUAAUCAUCCUAAGAAGUCGUCUCAGCAACGACCAUCGAGACGACCGAUCAGUAAUACACGUUCAGCAUCAAAACCUACAACUAAUCAUUUACAAGCAAUCGUUCGAUCACCUACGACAAAACAUGGUGAUGAACAGAAUAUGAAGGAAAAUCUUCCAUUCGAUCGUAUGUUCAAAGUUGUCUUUUGUGGUGAUGCAGCUGUUGGUAAAACUACACUAAUCAUGCGUUUGUGUAAAAACAAAUUUGUAUCAAAUAUUAAUUCAACAUUGGGUGUUGAUUUUCAAAAUAAACAAAUUGAAGUUGAUGGUAAACAUGUAGCUCUUCAAUUAUGGGAUACUGCUGGACAAGAAAGAUUCCGUAGCAUUGCAAAAUCGUAUUUUCGUCGAUGUGAUGGUGUUAUACUUGUUUAUGAUUCAACAUAUGAACGAUCAUUUUUAAAUGUUCGAGAAUGGAUUAAUACAAUAACAGAUUCAACACCAAAAAGAGUAUCUGUUAUGAUUGUUGCAAACAAAAUUGAUUUAAGAGAUCAAAUGCGAGCGGAAGGUAAACGUGUUAUUGAAAAAAUUGAAGGUUUAAAAUUAGCUAAAGAAUAUAAAGCAUUAUUUAUUGAAACGAGUGCAAAAGAUGGUACAAAUUCCAACGAAGCACUUGCUGAAUUAGCUCGAGAUAUGCAAUGCAAUGAAGAUUUGGAACGUUUUCGUACAGCAGGAAUUGAUUUGGAUAAAACAACGAAAAAAUCUGCUUGCUGUGGUGUCAAAACUUAA